ACCAUUUUUAAAAGUUUGUUUCUAAAUUCAUUAUUUCGUCACUUUUGACAAGUCUUAGCAUUUUAAAAAAUCUCUAAAUAAUUUAUAACCUUCGUGAUUUUCACUCUUUUAAUCGUUUCCAACUGUUUCAUUACAUGACUCUGGCCACACUAAUAAGCUACACUAUAGUUUCUUGCACCUAUCAUACUUUAGUUCUUGAUUUAUGUCAUGAACAAAUACGAUCACAAAUUGUCAUGGAACAAUCAAUAUCAGUUUUUAUUAGUUUUAAUCAAACCAACUAAACUCCUCAGUAAUUAAUGGGUCUGAGGAAAACUCACAUAGUUAAAAGAAAAUUUAUAACAGAAAUAUGGGUGGUUUUGUAAUAUAAGGGAUGUUUGUUAUAUCUACAAAUUUAUUUUUAUAGAAAUUAUAUUGAAAAUUGAUCCGAUCUCAAUAGAAUUAAAAGACCCGCUAAUAUUAAAAAUCAUACAUGUAGCACCAUUAGAAGUCCAAAAUAAAAAUCAAUAGAAUAAGAAUACUGAUGAUGUCAAAGUUGUUUCAGAACAUAUAAAUUUGAACCAAAUUCAUAGUUCGAGACAAAGAAUUAUAAUUUUUUUCAUAGUCCGAGACAGAGAAUUAUAAAUUUUUAAUAGUCCGAAACUUCACACUCAUACUGGUCUUUAUAUGUUUCUGGGAUGAAAUGGUAUCACAAAGAAUAUAAAUGUAUGAAGUAGAGGGUGUUUUGAUUGAUGAAGCAAUCAUAGCAGAGGGUCUUCUCAGCUUGCUUAAACAAAAUGGAAUCACUUCCUUGAUUCUCAAAAGCAAAGAAUGUUUGGCUUCUUUACCUCCCACAGAAUCUCCUAACCUGCAAUUCUUUGUCAUUUAUUCUUUAGGUUGAUUAUAAAUGACUGCUUAUGAUUCUUUCUUUGUUUGGUGAUGCACUGGAACACGAAUGUUCGCACAGUUGCUUGAUUCUUAUACAUAUUCUUACUUAUCAUUGAAUUAUUCGUUCUUUUUUGAAACUUGAAGAUUGGGUUAACUACUUGAUUGUUUUAUGUAUCUUAAUCUAUAUAUGAACAGAGUGCAGUGGUCGUGUUGAAUCAUUCAUAUUUGCCUUUAGUAGAUAUACAUCUCCCUCUGUCUCUCUCUAUCUCUCUCUUGUAAACAUAGAUGGCAGAAUCGAAACUUUUUUUUCAUGAGCAUCAGCUGAUACUAAGUGAAGUCAAGCCUGUUGUCGGUAAGGAUGUAGAAUGUGUUGGGUGCAAACAGCCAAUCAACAAACUCAUAGAUGCAUUUUAUAGGUGCAACACUUCCGUUAUUGAUAGCAGUCCAUCGAGUGUUUGUGUUGGUUUCUAUAUGCAUAAAACUUGUUCAGAGUUGCCCUCAACUUUUACACACCCUAUGAACCCAAAACAGCCUCUAAGCCUCGUUGCGCUUCCAUAUAGAAAGCAAGACUUUUAUGCUUGUCAUGCUUGUGGCAGCGCCUCUCAGUACUUUAUGUAUAGUUCUGAGUCUUCUGCCAGUUCCGAAUUUCUUGUUUGUUUGAAAUGUGUAAUGUCAGAACUUAAAUCUCUAGAGAAACGUAACCUGUGUCAUCAGGGUCAUGAUCACCCAUUAACCUUAGUCCAAAGCCCAGCUUUGUUCCUGUGUCAUGCUUGUAACACUACAGCUACAGACUUGUCCUAUAUUUGUACAACAUGUCGUUUCUGGAUACAUGCACGAGAGUUGUGCCAAUGCACCAAUCACCUACCAAAGUAAAUUUCACAAUGAACAUGCUGUCAUCUUGACCUACUCUCUUCCCCAACAAUAUCGUGAAUAUCCCUGUUACUGCAGCAUCUGCGAGAAACAUAUAAAUCCCAUCUACUGGGUUUAUAUUUGUGCGAAUUGCAGAUUUUUUGCUCACGUGAAAUGUGCUUCAUUAACUGAGUUGUUGAGUGAAAGUGAUAUUGAUGAUGAAGCAGAUUGCGGAGAGUCUAAUUUGAUGCAGUUCCCAGUGCAUGAUGAAGCAUCACUACAUGAAACAAUGCAAGAAUGUAUCAUCAAGGCAGCAAAUUCUUCCACUGGGGAACCUUCACCUUAUAUCAAUCAUUGGGCCCAUGGACACCAACUGGCACUCGGAAACAAGAAUGCAAAAACUUUGCCCCUCAACUUGAAGCCGAAAAUAGCAGAAACUGAAUUGCUAAUCUGUGAUGGUUGCAUGAAUCCUAUCUCCUUGGUUGAUGUAUUCUAUGAAUGCAGUUUAUGCAAUUUUUUUCUCCACAGAUCAUGCUCCCAAUUCCCCGAAAGGAUUAAGCAUCAUCUAGCAGGCGAUCUGGAGGGAAUUCUAGCACGAAUGUCAGGUGAACUAUAUACUCUUGAAUGCAGAGGUUGCGGCAUUCGUGGUAAUGGGAUUUGCAUGCACAAUGAUGAAUACGCUUUUGACAUCAAGUGCGCUUCAUUACCCAGAAUAAUCAAACAUAAAGGUCAUCGUCACCCUCUUCAGCAAUUAAAGACUCCAGAUGACUUUCUUUGCAAAGCAUGUUGGCGUUACCGUGUAACUGAAGAGGUAAGAACCAUCGUGUAUGGAUGUGAAAAAUGUGAUUUUUUCACACAUAUAGGGUGUGUGUUAAGUGCACAAGUGGUGAAACAUAGAUGGGAUCCUCAUCCUCUCUACUUGAUCCUGUCUCUUAAGAAUGUACCUGAUCAUCCCCAUGAUUUCCAUUGUGAAUUUUGCCCCGAUCAGAUAAACACCAACAGUUGGUUUUAUCACUGCAAUGUAUGCGAUCUAUCAUUUCAUACCAGCUGUAUUGAUCCAGAUGAUUGGGUGUCCAAUAUCAAGUUUGGUGCUACCGACAUUUACAGCGACAAACAUCCACAUCCACACGGCCUCACAUAUAUUCUCAAUAAAAAGACGAGGAAUUGCAAUUUAUGUGGUAAAGAUGCACGCGGUAUGCGGGCUCUCCAAUGUUCAACAUGCAAAUAUAUAGUGCAUGAGAAUUGUUUCAUUGAAGAUUGAAAUGAGGCAAAAAUCAGAUAUUGUAUUACUGGAUUAUUCAGGUUCAGAGGAUGUACAGAAAGAAGUAGCCACCGCAUUCUUGAAGAAUCUCUAGAACUCGUUGAGCAUUAGUAACAGUUCGCUCUAUAGCAUUAAGAGUUCUAAUAUUUCAAUAUUACACGGAAGACCUUCACUUAUUAUACAAUACAUGAUACAUGAUGUUGUUACUACUAACUACAGCUUGGCUGUGCAAGAGAGUAAAUAUAUUCAUGCCAUCAUGCUGGCAUUGUGUUACUUCACAAA
Daucus carota subsp. sativus is the source of this 3256-nucleotide messenger RNA. RefSeq lists its product as uncharacterized. The record is from RefSeq and is a predicted model, not a curated record. The coding region runs from base 1631 to 2974 and encodes 447 amino acids. The transcript is spliced from 2 exons. Lineage: Eukaryota; Viridiplantae; Streptophyta; Magnoliopsida; Apiales; Apiaceae.